CUAAUUUUGUACUUGACGGACCAUGUGAAGAAUUGUUGAAGCGCGUAUCACUCCGCUUUUUUCGAAUCUUUUCAUCUUCAAGGAAUGAUCCUUUUUUACUGUUCAUUGAUGUCGCGGCUUGCACGGUACACCUGCAUCAGUAGUCAAAAGCCUACAUAACCCCAAUGUAUGAUAUGUUGGGUAGCCUCCUGCAAACUGAAGUAGCACGGCGAGUUGGAGAGGGCACACUCAACCAUCACGGGCUUGGAUUGAAUCAUUUGCCUGCAGAUCCUGAGCCUACUCAGAAGUUCGACAGAAUGAGCCCAAGCGCUUCGUCACUGCCCCGCGCGCCUUACGGAACAUGGAAAUCGCCCAUCAACGCCAAACUGAUUUCUGAAGCGGAUCUCAGUGUUGAGGAUCUACUAGUCGACGAUAUAACCCGGAAUCUAUAUGUUCUGGAAUCGAGACCAUCAGAAGGCGGAAGAAAUGCCAUCGUUUCAGCAACCGACAACCAGGAUAUAUAUGGGGCGAGCUGGAAUGCCCGCUCUCGAAUUCACGAGUACGGUGGAGCCCCUGCUCUGGCGUACGAUGGACGAGUCUAUUUCUCGAACAUUAUGGACGGCAGGGUGUACGAAGUUGACGCCACUAAAAGGUCCAUACCAACUGCAGUGACGCCAGAGAACCCGAGUUACCGCUACGGUGAUUUCACGUUGCACCCCAAAGACAAAAAAUGGCUUGUAUCCAUUCUUGAAGACCAUAUCGUCGACAAUGCCACAGGCAUCAAAACGUCCCUUAUCGCCAUCAACACGCUGACACAAGAGUUCAAGAUAAUUGUUAGCGGUGCCGACUUCUACAGCAGUCCGCGUUUUAGCCCGGAUGGUCGUUUUAUCGUCUGGAAAGAAUGGAAUUUUCCCUACAUGCCAAUUCAAGCGAGCAACCUUAUGUUGGCACCUUUCUCUAUCCCCGAUGACCCGGACGCAUUUCCAUCUGUUGGAGCCGCAGUUCUAGUGUCUGGUGGGAACGGAAAGAUAAACGCAGAGCCAACAUGGACUCCUGCGAAUGAACUUGUCUUCACGACGGACAAGGAUGGUUAUUUGAAUCCAUGGAUACUACGCGGUGUUUCUGGUGCCGCUCCUAAGCCAGAGCCUCUGUCGUGCGUUGUCAUACAAGAAGAAUUCGGAGAGCCCUCGUGGUUCCUCGGGCUUUCUAGUUUCGCCAUGUACGAUGAGCGCCGUGUCCUGUUCUCGUCAUUCCGCAGUGGGAGGUCCCAGCUUCAUCUUGCCAACCUCGAUACGGGGGUGUUCCUCCCGGUUGAGACUCCUUUUGUCCUUAUACAACACGUUCGCAACUUGGGAGAUGGCAAGGUCGUCUUUGUUGGGAAAAAGGCCGAUGAUAACUUCGGCGUCAUUGAGUUCAGCUGGUCUGAGCAAGAUCACAAACCCGUAUACAGAGUGCUGCGGGAGAAAACUGAUCUGCCCUUCCCGAAGGAACUCAUCUCACUACCAGAACCGGUCGAGUUGCAAGUUCUUCCUGAAGCGAGGACGACUCAUGUUAUCUUGUACCUCCCUAAGAAUCCUGACUACUUAGGUGGUCUACUAGGCGAACUACCACCUGCUAUCUUUAACCUUCACGGAGGGCCAAACUCAAUGCUGGACCAGGCGCUCGAUUGGACCAAGCAAUACUAUUCAUCUCGUGGAUGGGCAUGGAUCGAUCUCAACUAUAACGGAUCGACGGGGUACGGCCGAGAUUACAUGGAUCGUUUGCAGGGACAAUGGGGUGUAGUUGACGUUAGGGACUCUGUUGAAGCCCUGAGAGAGCUAGGUAAGCGUGGACUGAUCGACGUCAAACGGUCGGCUAUUCGUGGUCGCAGCGGCGGAGGCUUUACGACCCUGCAGACGUUGUCUACGACAACCGAUAGCUUUCAAGCUGGAACGGCGUGGUUUCCCGCGUCAGAUCUCAUUGCAUUGCAUGUAAACUGCCACAAGUUCCAGUCGCAGCAUAUUCCUGGGCUUGUUGGAGCGCCGCUGGAAGAGGAUUCAGCUCUGUGGAAGAAGCGUUCACCGUUCUAUCAAGCAAAUCAGAUCAAGGCGCCAGUGCUGAUCAUGCAAGGGGCUAUUGACCGCAUCGUUCCACCCAAGCAGACACGGGACAUGGCUAAAACUAUAGAAGCUAAUGGCGGAUUAGUGAAAUAUAUCGAGUUCGAAGGCGAGGGACAUGGGUGGAGGAAAGCUGACAGCAUCAGAAGAUCAACUGAAGAAGAGCUGGCAUUCUACCAGGAACGGUUCGGACUGACAGAAGCGCCCUGAGGGU
Molecule: messenger RNA, 2289 nt
Organism: Guyanagaster necrorhizus
Lineage: Eukaryota; Fungi; Basidiomycota; Agaricomycetes; Agaricales; Physalacriaceae
Product: alpha beta-hydrolase
Exons: 9
Coding region: 297-2285 (662 amino acids)
Biological process (GO): proteolysis
Molecular function (GO): serine-type peptidase activity
Source: RefSeq, a predicted model, not a curated record